This is a messenger RNA of Hipposideros armiger (great roundleaf bat), 3266 nucleotides long. RefSeq names its product alpha-1,3-mannosyl-glycoprotein 2-beta-N-acetylglucosaminyltransferase (gene MGAT1). Gene Ontology annotation, molecular function: alpha-1,3-mannosylglycoprotein 2-beta-N-acetylglucosaminyltransferase activity. NCBI's taxonomy places the organism in Eukaryota, Metazoa, Chordata, Mammalia, Chiroptera, Hipposideridae. Gene Ontology annotation, biological process: protein N-linked glycosylation. The coding region runs from base 795 to 2138 and encodes 447 amino acids. Gene Ontology annotation, cellular component: Golgi apparatus. The record is from RefSeq and is a predicted model, not a curated record. The transcript is spliced from 4 exons.
GGGAGGGACUCCCGGACUGAGGAAUUGGAACACUGUGGGGCUACUGCAGGCAGGACUUGGGCCUCAAACAUUCCAGGAGAGUGCUCUCGGGAGUGGCCCCUGGAAGGAGUUUGACAACGAUUAGGAAUUACAUCCCUGGCACAGUUUUGGAAGCUGAUCAGGGAGGUUAACCCAGAAAUCAGCCUCCUGGGCCAUGCCGGUUGUAAGGCCUGUUUCAUCUCAUGAGCCCCAGCAGAAGACAGCCGAGCCAGACCUCACAGUGGAUGACUUCCCCUCCCUGAGCAAGAGAUGGGAUAGUACCUGGGACCUACCCAUCGCCAGACUCUGAGCUUAAUAAGUCAGCUGAAUGAAGGGAUGUAACAGACCCGGAAGAGGGACACUGAAGCCUGCAGUGGGGGGGGAGGGGCCUGGACAUACCCCUUCCCCCCCAGACUCCUCCCCCUCAGAGUCCACUCAACCAUGGACUUUGGACCUGGAUAAGAGGAGAGAAGCUGCACUUUGUUUGGUGUCUCUGAUUUGGGAUUCUCAGUUUUGGAAAUGGAGUACUGGAUGAGGGUUUGAUGAGCUCAGGGGAGCGGCUGAGAGACGAGAAGAAAGGGUCUGAACUGCUGCCGCCUGGAUUCUGCUGCAAAUCUCAGGGAGGGGAACUCAGUGCCCUGUCAGACAGCCUCUCUGGUGCAUGGCUACUCCCUAAUCCCAAAGCCCAGAGGACACCUCCCUAAAGCUGUGGGGAGUGAGCCCGGCAAGGGAGGGCAGCUUGGAGCCCCCGUUGUGCCUCCCCGGCGGGGGCCAGGAUGCUGAAGAAGCAGUCUGCAGGGCUUGUGCUGUGGGGCGCCAUCCUCUUUGUGGCCUGGAAUGUCCUGCUGCUCCUGUUCUUCUGGUCGCGCCCUGCCCCUGGCCGGCUGCCCUCAGACAGCGCUCUGGAUGACGACCCUGCCGGGCUCACUCGUGAGGUGAUCCGCUUGGCCCAGGACGCCGAGGUGGAGCUGGAGCGGCAGCGGGGGCUCUUGGAGCAGAUCAAGGAGCACCAUGCGAGGUGGAGCCAGGGGCGGAGGGUGCCCACUGCGGUCCCGCCUGUGCCGCCACGUGGGCCUGCGACCCCGCCGCCAGCUGUGAUCCCCAUCCUGGUCAUCGCCUGUGACCGCAGCACUGUCCGGCGCUGCCUGGACAAGCUGCUGCAUUAUCGGCCCUCGGCUGAGCGCUUCCCUAUCAUCGUCAGCCAGGACUGCGGGCAUGAGGAGACAGCUCAGGUCAUCGCCUCCUAUGGCAGCGCCAUUACGCACAUCCGACAGCCCGACCUGAGCACCAUCGCGGUGCCGCCCGACCACCGCAAGUUCCAGGGUUACUACAAGAUCGCGCGUCAUUACCGCUGGGCGCUGGGUCAGGUCUUCCACAGGUUCAAGUUCCCCGCGGCCGUCGUGGUAGAGGACGACUUGGAGGUGGCCCCGGACUUCUUCGAGUACUUCCAGGCCACGUACCCGCUGCUGAGGGCAGACCCCUCCCUCUGGUGUGUGUCUGCCUGGAAUGACAACGGCAAGGAGCAGAUGGUGGACUCAAGCAAGCCUGAGCUGCUCUACCGCACUGACUUUUUCCCCGGCCUGGGCUGGCUGCUGUUGGCCGAGCUGUGGGCCGAGCUGGAGCCCAAGUGGCCCAAGGCCUUCUGGGACGACUGGAUGCGGCGGCCUGAGCAGAGGCAGGGCCGGGCCUGCCUGCGGCCCGAGAUCUCCAGAACGAUGACCUUUGGCCGCAAGGGGGUGAGCCACGGGCAGUUCUUUGACCAGCAUCUCAAGUUCAUCAAGUUGAACCAGCACUUCGUUCCCUUCACCCAGCUGGACCUGUCGUACCUGCGGCGGGAAGUCUAUGACAGGGACUUCCUUGCCCGCGUCUACGGCGCCCCCCUGCUGCAGGUGGAGAAAGUGAGGACCAGUGAGCGGAACGACCUGGGGGAGGUGCGGGUGCAAUACACGAGCAGGGACAGCUUCAAAGCCUUUGCCAAGGCCCUGGGAGUCAUGGACGACCUCAAGUCGGGGGUCCCCAGGGCUGGCUAUAGGGGAGUCGUCAGCUUCCUGUUCCGAGGCCGCCGCGUGCACCUGGCGCCCCCGCAGACCUGGGAUGGCUAUGAUCCUAGCUGGAAUUAGCUGGCGCCUGCCUGCCCCUCCUGGGCUCCUUAUUUGCCAUGUCACGGGCUGAGAUGGACGGCAGGUCCUGGGCUGCUUCAUCCUCUCUGUUUCUUGGGUCCAUUUAUCUUUUGUUGUUUUCCUGUUUUGAGUGGUAUUCGAGUGCAAGGUGAAGAUUAUUCUCCUAUUCUCAAGGGAGGGUCAAAUCAGGUGAACCUUUCUGGGAUAUGUUGGGGGGUAUUAAGCAGGAAACCACUGUGUGGUAGGGAGAGGCUUGGGCUUGUUGGAGCCAUGAACUUCCAUGUGCCAGGCUUUCUCCUAGGGCAUCUGCGGAGGGGUUGACAACUUCUGUUCGCUUGGCCAGGCCUCUUUUCCCUGUCCCGGCUCUUCCAGCCAGGGUAUGAGCCCUUUUCCUGUACCUGUCCUACUUCCCUGCCUUCCCCCAAUUGGAAGGAAAGUGGGCUAUGUGAGAAAGGGACGUAUUUGUGGCCAAAAUGAGACUAACCAAAGGGGUUUUGUCAUUAGGGUCUGGGUGGAGCUGUUAGGUUGUCAGGGUUCAUGCCUCCCGCCCGUUUCUUCUUUUCCCUCUGUCCUUAUCCCUGACCUCCCCACAGUUCUCUCCCUGCAGCCUAGCAAUUCAUGACUCUAAGAUGAAAAGUUGAAGGGGAAAAGCAGGACCUCUCCUCAGCUCAUCCCUGGCAAUGGGGGGAAAGUUGGGGGCAGGGAAGCCUCAGUGUGCUGGGCACCCCUCCCUUUUCCUGCCUCAAAGAAACCGACUCUGCCCUGAUCCUGUUUUCUAAAAACUGACCCCUUCUCUGUCACUCUAGGAGGGCUCUGUGCUGGCUUGGUGGAAGAGAGAUUAAUUAGCUCCUUGUGCCCCGUUUCACUUGGGGUUUGGUGCACAGGCUCCGCCCUGAGGCCUUGGCUUCUGGAGGCCCUCUCAGCGUGAGCUAGAGCAGCCAGGACAGCGUGGCCGGCCUGCCUCUGCUCUCCCCCGAACAUCCCGUGGCUGCUCAGUUUAGGAUGCAGGUGGCAGGUUGGAGAGCAAUAUGUGUGUUUUUGUUUCUUGCCCGACCUUAGUUCAUGGAAGAAAGUUGAAGCUACAGAAUUAUUUUCAAAAAUAAAAGGCUGAAUUAAUUGUCUGAAAAA